CCGGGACACAGGGACAACCUGACGGGACCCGGCAGCUUGCACAAGGCCAUUGCCAGGGGCGUUUGGUUGGUUCUUCCACUUUUUUGGUCUGGCUUGGCCGUAGCUUGAGCACCACUGCACUUGCACUUGCACCUGCACCAAGCUACCACCUCCCUCUCCCCCUCUCCACUUUGGGGGAACUGACUUCCCGGAUCGUCCAAUACGCAGGCCGCAGUGCGCAGUAGCUCCUCCAUUUUCCAGGCUGCACUCCACGCUCACUCCUCGGGGCUUGCCUUUCCAGGCUUUACUGAGCAGCUGGUUUAUUAAUGCGAAGAGCCUCGCCAUCCAUCACAUCUCUCCCUUAGGCAACACUUCCAACAUCCAAUCUUCCCAUCCCCAAUCCGUUACAACUUUCACAAUCACCCACGUAACACCUUAUCCUCAGAACUUUUGUCUGCACAAAUCAUUUUGGCCCUACAGAGGUUUCCCGUACGUACUAGCUUUGCCAUAACCAGAGAUCGACACAUACCUGGUACCUAUUAAUUCACCGACGACGUAACCAUUCCUUACCUCACCUUGCUUUACCCGCCUGCUGCCUCCGAGAAUCCCACUUGCGAGCGAAUCCCCCAAGACUCGUAACACUACCAACCGAGGCCAUGGCUCCUCCUCAACCCGAAAAGAGCCAAUUGAAACGAACUAGAGUAAGUCGUCUACUGAUGUGCCCGGCCUUCUGGUGUGCAAUCCUAAAUCGUCUUUCCCUUCCAAAGGGUUCUCUGCCAGAAACCGAACUGGAUGCGAAGAAGCCCCGCCGCUCCGACAGGCAAUCACCGGAACCCGAGCACAAGACGCCAGUCUCUAAGAAGCACCAGCUUCCCUCCCCAGUCACAAGGUCCGGCGACUCGGAUGAGGUCUACAAGGAGCCCACCGCCACACCCCCGGAAGGACGUCCCAGCCAGGUGAACCACCGCGAUAAGGACGACGCGUCGCAAGCCGUUAAUAACAUCUCCUCACCGCCGCAGGAGGCGACCCAGGCUUUCUCGCAGUAUGCCCACGAGACCAAGGAGGCCCUCUCGGACGAGGUCGAGGAUGAGGUGAAGGAGGGCGUAUGGGGAUACUUGUUCCCUCUCGAUACCAAAUAUGGCAAAGUUGUCGUCAUGAAGAGGCGAGCUGCUUGCCCUUUGCCUGACGCUGUCGAGGCGAAAGAGUCAUCGAAUAAGGAUCAGAAUGGAAAGUCGUCCCUGCAGAAGGAAGAAGAGGCGUACGAGCGCACAAAGGUCAAGGGCGUCGCAUCGGGCGGGUACUUGAUUGGCCGUCAUCCAGAGUGCGACAUCGUCGUGGACGAUCCCAUCAUUUCCAACAGGCAUUGCUUAAUCUUCACCGAAAACAAGGGCGGCGACACUGUUGCGAUUCUGGAGGAUUUGUCUAGUAACGGAACUUUCGUCAACGAAGCAAUCGUAGGACGCAACAAGCGGAGAGAGCUCCAGGAGCAAGACGAAAUCGCUGUUAUUGACAAGGCUCGUUUCAUCUUCCGGUACCCCAAGAGUCGGCAAUCUAGUGCAUUUCUGAGUCAGUACACUCUCCUCGAGAAGUUGGGCAAGGGUCACUUUGCCGAGGUGUUUUUGUGUGUCGAGAAGUCUACCGGCCAACGGUACGCCGUCAAGAUCUUCACCAAAACGCCCGGCAUGGAGGAGAGAUCCAAGCAGGAGGGCUUGCAGCAGGAGAUUGCUGUUCUCAUGGGCGUCAGCCAUCCCAACGUUCUCUGCUUGAAGGACACGUUCAAUGAACGUAAUGCCGUUUAUCUGGUCCUCGAGCUGGCUCCUGAAGGCGAGCUGUUCAACUUCAUUGUGAUGAGGCAGAAAGUGAGCGAGGAUGAGACGCGUAAGCUCUUCAAGCAGCUGUUCCAGGGCAUCAAAUAUCUUCACGAUCGCAACAUUGUUCACAGAGAUAUCAAACCUGAGAACAUCUUGAUGGUCGACAAGGAACUCAAUGUCAAGCUGGCUGAUUUCGGCUUGGCAAAGAUUAUUGGUGAAGAGUCCUUCACGACCACAUUGUGCGGCACGCCCAGUUACGUGGCCCCAGAGAUUCUCGCCGAGGGCAGGCACAGAAAGUACACGAAAGCUGUAGACAUUUGGUCGCUGGGUGUCGUGCUGUACAUCUGCUUGUGUGGUUUCCCGCCCUUCUCGGAUGAGCUCUAUUCUAAGGAAUUCCCCUACACGUUGUCGCAGCAGAUCAAAAGCGGUAGAUUUGACUACCCGUCACCGUACUGGGAUUCUGUUGGCGACCCUGCUCUUGACCUGAUUGAUUCUAUGCUUGUCGUCGACCCCGAACGUCGGUUCACUGUGGACCAGUGUCUCAACCAUCCCUGGAUGACUCAGAAUCAGCCUGGUGUCAAUGACAGCACUGAUGGUCUUGUUGGCGGCAUUCAGGGCUUGGGCGUCCAGCGACGGGGCGUGACCAGAGAACGUACUCUCUUGAGCUCAUUGAACUCAGUCCAGGUGGCAACCAGAGCGCCUGUAGGAGACAGCAAGAAGCCCGUCAAUAUUUAUGCUAAGAACACGAAGAAGAUCCAGCCGAAGGAGGCUGAUCCCCACUCGCAGAGAGCUGUGGGCGAGUUUGUGGAGAUGGGGGGCAAGGGCGACGAGGCGCUCUUUGGGGCCGAUGGAGAGAGCAUUUACUCAAAGAACGACAUUGCUAGCGCCGAGAAGAAUGGUGGGAAGUGAUGUUAUGUAAUAUUUCUUAUGGGUUCGUUCUUUGGGAGCAUGGAUUAUGAGAUGUGUCUGUGGACAGCAUCGGCGAUGUUUUGGGUUCUUGGCUUUCAUGGUGCCAUGCAGGCAUAUACUAUGUUUGCGACACCACCGGCCAUUGUUUUCAGUAGUGUCACGGGCUUGGAGACAAGGGUUGUGCAGUAAAGCAUUGGACGACCUAUACAGAUACGCAGGCACGGAUGGGCAAAAGUUUGGAGUUUCACGCUGUUUUUGAUCGAAACAACGGCC
This is a messenger RNA of Colletotrichum scovillei, 2972 nucleotides long. RefSeq lists its product as uncharacterized. Gene Ontology annotation, biological process: protein phosphorylation; mitotic DNA damage checkpoint signaling. The transcript has 4 exons. Gene Ontology annotation, molecular function: protein binding; protein serine/threonine kinase activity; ATP binding. Gene Ontology annotation, cellular component: nucleus. The record is from RefSeq and is a predicted model, not a curated record. Lineage: Eukaryota; Fungi; Ascomycota; Sordariomycetes; Glomerellales; Glomerellaceae. The coding region runs from base 636 to 2699 and encodes 687 amino acids.